AUGAUAUCACAAGAGUUAAAAAAGGAAUUGAGGAAUGCAUAUGAUGGUGUAUUUGAAAUUAAAGAGGAAUUGGGGAUCCAUAUUUAUCCAAUAUUCCAUAAACUACCAAGUAAGAAAGAAUACCCCGACUAUUACACGAUAAUUAAAAAUCCAAUGUCUUUGAAUACAAUUAAGAAAAGGUUAUCAAGUUAUGAAAAUGUGCAAUCUUUUCUAAAUGAUAUGGCUCAAAUACCUUGUAACGCGAAGAUUUAUAAUACAGACGGUUCCCCAGUGUAUCAUUAUGCCACUCUUUUUGAAAAAUAUCUUAAGGAUACGGUUUUUAAUAAUUUAAAAAAAUACUACCCGAAUCUAAUAUACCCAAGUUCAGCCACUUUAACAUCAAAUAAUUCUAUGUCUGCUGAUAUUGUUAGAGAUGAUUCAAUACUGUCAAAUGAACUAUUACCAAUCUCCACGGCAGAUUCCGCUCUUGCGCCACCUGAUACAAUUAAUGCAACUACAAACACAAGUGCAAAAGAAAAUCCUGAUGUAGGUACUAUCGAAUCAAGUAUUACUAAUACAAAUAUAAAUAAUCAAAAUGAAGAUAUUUUACAAAUACAAGAAAAUGCUUCUCCAUCUGGUCUAUCAAUUACAUCUUCAUUCGCAUCACCUGGGUCACAUACUUCAACUAGUAAAAAGGACUUUAAUAACUUAACCGUAAAUACAGAUACUUUAGCCUUGGUGACAGCUGCUUCCACUGUCACUGAUUCUAAUAGUAACAAUUUGAAUCAAAAUAAUCAUUCAAUCACCAACGAUUAUUUGAACAUUAGUAUAGAUCCUUCAUCAUCAACUUCAAACACUAGCGCUAGCUUAAAGAAGGAUAAAGAUCCAUCAAACGUUGUUAUACAAUCAAGAGAAGGUAAUAGAAUAAUAAUACAGGGUAAAUCUCAAUUAAAUCCUGAUCCUACGAAUAAAAUAAAAAUUAGUAAUUCUCAAAGAUCUUUAGGGAAAACUCAAGCACCUGUAGCUCAAACAACGCAGCAACCACAUAUCCAACAAUCUCAAUUUUCAACACCUUCCACAACACCUACUCCUGUAAAUCAACCUAUUGUUAAACCUCAGACUUCAAGGACGCAUAUGAAACGUGGUAGACCUCCAGUUAUUGAUUUACCCUAUGUUCAAAGAAUCAAGAAUGUUUUAAAAAUGUUGAGGAAAGAAUAUGAUAGCUCAAAUGGACUACUAAUUUCUAGUUUUGAAAAGUUACCUGAUCAAUCAAAAGAGCCAUUAUAUUAUAGUGAAAUUGCGAAUCCUAUUUGUUUAGAUGAUAUUAAAAAAAAAGUGAAGGCAAGAAAAUAUAAAGAUUAUGAAGGUUUUCAAUCAGAUUUUAACCUAAUGUUAAAGAAUUACAAUCAAUUUUACCAAAAUAAUCAGACAAAUCUAACAAUUUCUAAACUUUUACAAAAUUCUUUUGAAACAUUAUCAAAUUUUGAAUUAUCUAAACCUGAUAAAGUUUACUUACCUGAAGGUGAUAUAAGAUUGCCAUUGGAUGAAGUAGAAGUUAACGGUAAAACUUAUAAGAUUGGUGAUUGGGUUUUAGUGAGAAAUCCAAAUGAUAUCUCAAAGCCAAUUGUUGCUCAAAUAUUCAGAUUGUGGAAAACAAAGGAUAAUAAGAAAUGGUUGAAUUGUUGUUGGUAUUUUAGACCAGAACAAACUGUCCAUAGGGUUGACAGAAUUUUUUAUAAGAAUGAAGUAAUGAAAACUGGUCAAUAUAGAGAUCACGUCAUCGAAGAUAUUCAACAAAAAUGUUAUGUAGUCCAUUUCACUAGAUUUCAACGUGGUGAUCCAAUUUUAGACAUUGAUGGUCCAUUGUUUGUUUGCGAAUUUAGAUACAAUGAAAAUGAUAAAGCAUUUAAUAAGAUUAGAACUUGGAGGGCAUGUUUACCCGAAGAAAUUCGUGAUGUCGAAGAAGAAACAGUUCCUGUUAUUGGUAAAAAGUUUUUUAAAUAUCCAUCACCUAUAAAGGAUUUGUUACCUGCAAAUGCAACAGUAAAUGAUCCAACACCAGAAGCUACAGUGGGUGCACCUAACUCGCCACCUUUAAUUGGAGCAGUUUAUUUAAGGGAGAAGUUGCCCCGUGAUGACUUAGGUGAAUAUUCUACAUCUGAUGAAUGCCCUCGUUAUAUUAUUAGACCGAAUGAUCCUCCAGAAAAUGGUAUUAUAGAUAAAGAAACUGGUACUAUAGUUGUUACACAGCAAACACAUCAUAAUUCUGCUACUAAAACAAAUUCAAAUGUAAAGAAUAUACCAACUAUUAACUCGCCCCUUAUAUCUCAGCCUAAGAUCACACAGAACUUCCAACCAUUAGCAACUGUAAAGGCUGCUAAUACGGAUAUAAGUUGUCAACCUCCAUUAAUAACUUCACCCACUUUUGAUCCUCAUCCUUUGAGGAGAAAAAUAAAAGCUUCUAAUACUGCCAGUACUACUAACGUCAUUAAAAUCGAAUCAUUAAACGAAUUACAAGCUAAGCAGAUAAAAAAGAAAAGACUACGAAUGUCGGAAGAUAAUGUUGGAACUUUGAUUAAUAAUUUAGUGCAUAAAUGUGCAAAGCAUAAUGUAGGCAAAAUUGUAUCUGACUAUCCAUCAGGUUUCUUAUUAUCUUCAGAAAUUUUAACAUCUUCCUUUCCUGCUAUUAAUUCUAUUCAUGUUACUAAUUCUAACAUUUAUUCUAGAAGAAUUGACCAAAUUCAUAAGCAAGAUGGUAAAAUCGUAUGGUUCCGUGGUCCAUCAGUUAAUAUUCAAGAGCGCUAUAUUAAUUCUGGAAGUGAACAUUUGGAUCAACCCUUGAAUAAAUGGUUCCCUAAACAUAAAAAAAACAAGUUGAAUUUAGAUUAUGAAGAAGUUGAAGAAACUAUUGAAAACGAUCCAAUUAGGGGCGAAGAAGAUUUAACACUUCAAGAUGGUCUUGAAUUUACAAACUUGAAUGAAAAAAAUGACGAAUUAAUGGUUCAAGAAACUGCUGCAUUAGUAUUACAAGAAUUAGGUCUCACAAGUACUGACUUCGGGGAUGACAAUUUAAGUUUAUUAUCUGAUAACAAUAUGGAUACCCUAGGACUGAAAGAAAAUGAGCAUAAUUUAUCGACGUCUUUAAGUUUGGAUACUCCAAAGGAAAAUAGAAGUCAAGAUCAAAUUGAACCAAUGGAAGCUACAACUGAUACAUUAGACAGGGUUAACAAAGAUGAGAUUAAUAAUGAUUCUGAAGAAAUUGACAGUGACGACGAAAAUGAAACCCUUCCAAAAACAUUCCCUCUUGGAUUACGUGCGUCUGCAAGCUUUAUGGCUUAUAAAUUAGAACAAGCCGCAGUCUUUGAAGAACAAUUAAUUUAG
Henningerozyma blattae CBS 6284 is the source of this 3360-nucleotide messenger RNA. RefSeq names its product Rsc2p (gene RSC2). The record is from RefSeq and is a predicted model, not a curated record. Lineage: Eukaryota; Fungi; Ascomycota; Saccharomycetes; Saccharomycetales; Saccharomycetaceae. Gene Ontology annotation, biological process: chromatin remodeling. The transcript has a single exon. Gene Ontology annotation, cellular component: RSC-type complex. Bases 1 to 3360 code for a protein of 1119 amino acids. Gene Ontology annotation, molecular function: chromatin binding; protein binding.